UGAAGCAUGGCAUCAAUGACUCUGAUAAGGGCAAGUGUACAACCAAUCUGCUUGACAACUGACAAGAGGCUGGGGUUUGAAGCAGACUGCAAAAAGAAUGCAAGAAAGUGAUUUGCAAAGGGCAUUCCAGUUGUUUGCCUUCCAUCUCCUUUCCUCUGUCUGUAAAGAAACAAGACUUUUAAUCAGCUAAAAUACCCUUGUCCUCUUGUCUCUCCACCAGAAAGUAAAUACAGAAGAAAUGCAUUAUUUCGGAGUAUUAGCUGCACUGUCUGUUUUCAACAUCAUUGCCUGUUUGACAAGAGGCAAGCCUUUGGAAGAUUGGGACAAGUUAUCAGCUAUGGGAAAGUCUGAUGCACACUUUCAUGAUCCUGGGGAAGUGGAAGAUGAGACCCAUUUCGACUUUAAAUCUUUCCUGGAGAAUAUGAAGACGGAUUUACUAAGGGGUUUGAAUUUGUCAAGAGUUCCCUCACAAAUGAAGACCAAAGAAGAACCACCACAGUUCAUGAUUGAUUUAUACAACAGAUAUGCUGCAGACAAAUCCUCCAUCCCUGCAUCGAAUAUUGUAAGGAGCUUCAGUACUGAAGAUGUUGUUUCUUUAGCUUCACCAGAAGAAAAUCCAUUUCAGAAACACAUCUUGCUCUUCAACAUCUCUAUUCCACGAUAUGAGGAAAUCACCAGAGCUGAACUGAGAAUUUAUAUCUCCUGUCACAGGGAAGUUGGGUCUAUUUCUAGACUGGAAGGCAACAUGGUCAUUUAUGAUGUUCUAGAUGGUGACCAUUGGGAAAACCCAGAAAGUACCAAAUCCUUCCUUGUCUCCCAUAACAUCCAGGAAUGUGGUUGGGAGAUGUUUGAAGUGUCCAGUGCUGUGAAAAGAUGGGUCAGGGCAGACAAAUUGAAGACUAAAAAUAAGCUAGAGGUUGUUUUAGAGAGUAAGGCUCUGGGUGGUUUCACUUGCGGGAAGCUGGAUAUCAGUGUUACGCCUGACACUAAAAAUCUGCCCCUGUUAAUAGUGUUCUCCAAUGACCGCAGCAAUGGGACAAAAGAGACUAAAGUGGAGCUCCAGGAGAUGAUUGUUCAUGAACAAGAAAGUGUGCUAAAGAAAUUAGGAAAGAGCAACACUUCAUCUGAACAGGAAGAACAAGGAGAGGAAAAGGCAAUCACUAGGCCCCACCAGCAUGCCUCCAGAAGCAAGAGAAGCAUUGGAGCCAACCACUGCCGGAGAACUUCCCUCCAUGUGAACUUUGAAGAGAUUGGCUGGGAUUCCUGGAUCAUUGCACCAAAAGAUUAUGAGGCUUUCGAGUGUAAAGGAGGUUGCUUCUUCCCUCUAACAGAUAAUGUUACCCCAACAAAACACGCUAUUGUCCAAACUCUGAUGCAUCUCCAAAACCCAAAGAAAGCUUCCAAGGCCUGUUGUGUUCCAACCAAAUUGGAUUCAAUCUCCAUCCUUUAUAAGGAUGAUGCCGGUGUGCCCACUUUGAUAUAUAACUACGAAGGGAUGAAAGUGGCAGAAUGUGGCUGCAGGUAGUACCUCUCGGAAUAAGGCAGAAGAACAAGGCAGAAUCUCUAAGAAUAAGAAUAUCCCCUUUUUCUGCUCUGUGUAAAUCUAUACAUUAGUGAUGCAAAUGAAUAUCCUUGCGAACAAGGUUUGGAGCAGGGUAUGGGGCUGGUUGUUGUUGCUGCUUGUUUUAAAGGAAAACUGGCAUUUAAAGAAUGGGAGCCAUUGUAAAUAGCCUGCAUUAUAUAUCAUGGCAAAGUGAAUACUGGAUUAAAGCAUUGUGAGAAUG
Messenger RNA from Cariama cristata (Red-legged seriema), 1784 nucleotides. RefSeq names its product growth differentiation factor 2 (gene GDF2). Lineage: Eukaryota; Metazoa; Chordata; Aves; Cariamiformes; Cariamidae. Gene Ontology annotation, biological process: BMP signaling pathway; SMAD protein signal transduction. The record is from RefSeq and is a predicted model, not a curated record. Gene Ontology annotation, cellular component: extracellular region. The transcript is spliced from 2 exons. Bases 239 to 1525 code for a protein of 428 amino acids. Gene Ontology annotation, molecular function: cytokine activity; growth factor activity.